GAGAUGACAGAGUUGCACCAGGCAGCUGCAGCGGGCGACUUUGACCGAGUUGAGGAGAUCCUGAAACAAAAUGAAUGCAAUCCCAACCAGAGAGAUAUCGACUGGAGCUACAAGACUCCUCUUCACUGGGCAGCAGCUAAAGGUCAUACAGAAACAGUGAGGAUCCUCAUUGAACAUGGAGCCAGGCCGUGUCUGAGGACGGAGCAUGGAUGGACCCCUGCCCACUCGGCUGCAGAGUCCGGCCGGCUGGCAGUGCUGCGGCUGCUGCACUCCCUGCAUGCCCCUAUAGACAAGGAGGACUGCUGUGGAGACAAACCAGUGCGGAUAGCUGAAAUAUACGGACACCAGGACUGCGUUCGAUUUCUUAAAAAAGCAGAAAUUGAAUGCCAGGCCUACCGCAAGAUGGCAACCCAGAAAGGGAUUUCACUGGAUGACACGGACGAGGAGUGGGCAGAGCAGGGCAAAGAAAAUGAAGCAAACAGGAUCUCUAGCAACAUUCAGACGUAGGAUGAACUCAUCUUUUCACAAAUAAGAGUUGUCAGUGUUUCAGUGCUUUAUUAGUAAUGGAUAACACACACAGUAUUGCUCAAACCACAUCUGAACUUUAUAUGUAAUUUAAUUUAUAGCAAUGAAUAAAGAAUACAAGUUGGAAGUGUUUUAGGGAUGCACAUUAAUAUCGGCACGUCAUCGGUAUUGGCUGAUAUCGGCUUUAGAAUUAACUGUCAGAAUCUGCCAACAUGCCUAUUCUUAUUUUGCACAAUGAAUGAAUAUUAUAUACACUGAAGAGCAUGACAUAGUGGACUAUCAGAAUAGGAGUAUACAUGCAUAAUAUGAUUUUAAUUCCACUACAGAAGAGACUUGAUCACUAAAAUUAAGUGGGGAAAAAAGUAGAUAUAGGCCCUUUUACUGUUAGUAAAGUAUGACGUUUUUGGGUGGGCGGUGCUUAGCUGGAGGCAAAACAAUUCUCCACAGACAUUAGCCAGUGCUAGCUAGCAAGUUCUGUUGGCUUGUUUUAGACAAUGGAGGAAGAUGAUUCAAGUGGUGCACUCAGUAAUAUUCAUUCCGAGUGCCGGUGCACUCUCCGGCACAAACUGGACUGUUCAUAAAUAAGCUGUCAGACUGUGGCUGGGGAGAUGGAGCAGCAGAGUACCAAGCAAAGUGAAUACGUGAUUAACUUUGUUAAUUCAUUUAGAAAUAUAACGCUCCGUUUCUUCGACCAACAGGGCUCUCAUUUUAGGGUAGAGCGUCAUACUGAAAUUAUAAAUGCACCAUGUCAGGUCACUCACUCUCCGGGACCAGGAGUGUUACUAGAGUAAGUAAACACUGACCCACGGGACCAGACUGGCCGACCCGUAUGCUCUCACUCAGUGGAUGGAUGAUGUCACAGGAAGCUUUGUGGUUGAUUACUAUGCCAAUCUUACAAAGGAAGACGACACUUGAACAGUUUUCUCCAGUUUGUUUUGCUAUUGAAGCUAACGUUAGCUAAUGUGCUAAAAGUUAACUUUACUUAGAAAUCCAAUAUCUCUCUUAAUACCUCCCCAGUUUCUGAUGAGGUGGACAUGAUAACCCUUAAUACACAUAACGUCAUUUAUCCUUACAACAGGAAAUACCUUUUCCCAAACCUGACUUGAAGUGUGUGCUGCACAUGCAAGCAUUUUUCAUGAUCCGUCCAGUCCCUUCGUCUUAUCGCAUUUAACCAAAGUGGUCUUUGUUUUUUAAGACCUCUACGUAGCCUACUGCCCUGAGGCGGGGAGUCAUGUUUUGCCUCCAGCGAAUCCAAUAACCAAAAUCCAACAUUGUGCAUCCCUAAAACAUUUCCUGUCAAAAACAAACAAUGUACAGUGGAUUGUAUCACAGGUAAUGAAUCAAAAUAACAACAAAAUCAUCAAGUGCAUGUAAAUAAGGCUUAUGAAGCGAAUAUCUGCAAUUGUAUGUGUAAAAUGUAGUUUGUUUAGAUUGCAGUGCAGCUAUUUGAGACUAUUUUUACUUCUUCCCACUUGAGUCUAACUUGAUGGUGCUGUCAGUAGUCGAUGCCAGAGGCUAGAGAGCAGAGGAGAAGGAUGUGUAAAAUGAAUCCACAAUCAUUAUUGUAUUUUAAAUAUGAAUAAACCCAGUCAUAGCACACUUACUUUUCUCUUCAGAUGAUUCAGCAGUGCUUCACGUGUCUGUCAACAUUGGAUUAA
Epinephelus moara (kelp grouper) is the source of this 2183-nucleotide messenger RNA. Its product is annotated as ankyrin repeat domain-containing protein 66. The coding region runs from base 4 to 507 and encodes 167 amino acids. The transcript is spliced from 3 exons. The record is from RefSeq and is a predicted model, not a curated record. NCBI's taxonomy places the organism in Eukaryota, Metazoa, Chordata, Actinopteri, Perciformes, Serranidae. Gene Ontology annotation, molecular function: protein binding.